UCCCGUGUUUUUGUUUCUUCUCUGACUCCGUCGACUCUCUCUCUAUGUCUCUCUAUUCUUCGACUCCUCCGACAGCGAAAUCUCUCCGAUGCUUUUGAUCCGCCUCAGAUCUCUCGCUCUUUCGUCUUCUUCUUCUUUCCGAUUUGCACAUCGUCCUCUGUCAUCGAUUUCACCGAUAAAGUUACCGAAUUUUCGUGCUUUCUUUGGUACCGCAAUGACAGAUACUAAAGAUGCUGGUAAGGAUGCUGUUCAGAGACGUCUCAUGUUUGAAGACGAGUCAUCUGAUGGCUGUUCUCCUCUGUUUCUCUCUGUGACAUCUUCCCCUCUGUUUCAAUGAUGAUACUAGCAAUUCUUUAAAUUCUCCUUUGUAAUGUGUUUUACUCAUUGUUACUUGUAUUGUAAGACAAUGUUUUACAACACUUUGAAUUUUUUUUUUCUUAAGAACCCCUUGAUUCUUAACCAUUGGAGUAGUAAUUUGUUAAGAUCUUCUCUAA
Messenger RNA from Arabidopsis lyrata subsp. lyrata, 494 nucleotides. RefSeq names its product isopentenyl-diphosphate Delta-isomerase II, chloroplastic. Lineage: Eukaryota; Viridiplantae; Streptophyta; Magnoliopsida; Brassicales; Brassicaceae. The transcript has 2 exons. The record is from RefSeq and is a predicted model, not a curated record. The coding region runs from base 89 to 337 and encodes 82 amino acids.